UAGUACAUAACAAUGUUAUUUAAAACGUUAUUUAUCGUUCUACUGUAUAAUUACAUAAAUGCGGAAGACCCUGGGUUACCGGACAUUCUGCCUCGUAUUUUAUAUGGAGAGGAGGUUAGGAUAGAAGAUCAUCCAUAUUUUGCUGGUUUGAUAAACUGUGGAGCUGCCAUCAUCUCCGACAGAUAUCUGCUGACUGCUGGCCAUUGUGUUGCUCAACCCUGGAUAAUGCAAUUUGCUACUUACGCAUACGUAGGUGGAGAAACGACCCAGAAUAGCCAAAUGGUUAACUACGACAAAGUCAUCCUUCACGAGAACUAUCAUCUGAUUCAAGGGAUCCCUUUCAAUGAUAUUGCUGUGAUACGACUGGCCAGGCCCUUGAAGUUCUCCAGCAAAAUCCAGCCGUUAAAAUUGCCGAGACAAGACUCUACGAAGUCCUUUUUGACGUUCGUUGGCAGGGGUAAUGGGGAGGACGGUCAAGCAACAAAACAAUUAUUAAAGAUGGAUGUACAGAGAUUGUCUCCAUCAGAGUGCAUCUCACUUGUGCCUCCACAGUACAGUCUCUACAUAUAUCAAUUCAAAGACAUAUUGUCGAAAAUCAACGUUUGCGCAAAGAGAACUAAUAACAUGCCUGGUAUAUGCAGUGGUGAUUCUGGCAGUCCCUUAACUGAUGGUAACGUUGUGGUUGGAUUGGCUUCAUACGGUGGUGAAAAUUGUCAUGCAAACCGUUUAGGGUUCUACGUCAAUGUAGCGUAUUACGCUGACUGGGUUAGAAAAGUUACCGGUUUGCAGUAAA
This is a messenger RNA of Colias croceus (clouded yellow), 793 nucleotides long. RefSeq names its product brachyurin-like. NCBI's taxonomy places the organism in Eukaryota, Metazoa, Arthropoda, Insecta, Lepidoptera, Pieridae. The record is from RefSeq and is a predicted model, not a curated record. Gene Ontology annotation, biological process: proteolysis. The transcript has 5 exons. Gene Ontology annotation, molecular function: serine-type endopeptidase activity. The coding region runs from base 13 to 792 and encodes 259 amino acids.